AUGAUUGAUAACAUUCAGUAUUGGAAUUACCUUGCUCGCUGUGCUUCAGCAUUGAAGCAGGUCGAGCACAGACUAACAAACGAACAAAUUAUAUAUUUGAAUCAAUAUUACACAGUGAAAAAGACGCCGAGUGUAUCUGAAAUUCAAUUAAUAUGCGCAAAAUUUAACAUGAAAGGGAUUUGGUGGCUGGUUGAUAUAGAGUAUUGGUUUUGUGGACGUCGAUUGGCUGAAGAAGAGAUACAACAACGACGUAGAUUGGCAAAAAAAGCUGCAGCUUAA
Messenger RNA from Adineta ricciae, 279 nucleotides. The record is from the annotation of a GenBank genome assembly. NCBI's taxonomy places the organism in Eukaryota, Metazoa, Rotifera, Eurotatoria, Adinetida, Adinetidae.